Molecule: messenger RNA, 261 nt
Organism: Eurytemora carolleeae
Lineage: Eukaryota; Metazoa; Arthropoda; Copepoda; Calanoida; Temoridae
Source: RefSeq, a predicted model, not a curated record
AGAGAAUGGCAGAAAUUAUGGAAGAAGAUAAAGUUACCAUCAAAGAAGAAAUCUCUACUGUAGAGGAUACAUGUACUGUGUAUGUAGCGGAAGAUGUAAAAGAGGAAAAUACAGAAAAGACAGAAAAUCAAGGUGAAAAUAUCAAGAUUGAAGUAGAUCCCCUGUUCUCUGAACAAAAGAGACUUAAAAAGAGGAAGAUGAGAGAAAAAAGAGAUAAAAGUUAUUCCUGUGAAAAAUGUAAUUAUGUUGCAACUAAAUCCA